AUGGCUGGACAAGUCUCUUUGGUUUCCAGUAACUGUCCUCCAGAACUUGAUUGGUUAUAUACAUCUAACUCUGAGGAAGCAAAAGAAUUUCGUACCUAUGUUCGAACAUAUAACAAUUGCUUUGCUUUCACAUCUUUUGGAGUCAAAUAUGACAAGGAACUAUGUCGAUUCAUUAAUGAGCUUACAUCUUCUGAUGAAAAUCUUAGUCAUCUACAGCUCUACUUUUAUGACACUGAUCAUGAAAUCCAAAAUAGAAUGAAAUCUUCAAAAAAGCUAAAUCCUGUUAUUCUUGAAAGGCUCACAAAUAUUUCACAUCUAAAUCCAUAUUCAAUCUUCUUCAGGAGAUUAGAACACAUAGAUCAUUUGAACUCUGUACAAAUUAUUAUUAAAUCUGAUGUAUCGUUAGAUCAGAGAGUCUACAAUCAACCUUCAGCCUCACAAGUCGCAGCAAUUUGGUCUGAAAAUGAUGUCUUAACCAAAGAAAUCUCAAGAGAUAUUGUUGUUCAUCAAAUUUCUGGUCAUAGUGAAAAAGUUCAAUGGUAUUUUGGAUGUUAUGACCCAUUACAAUAUCCAUUGUUAUUUCCAUAUGGUGAAUCUGGAUGGCAUUAUGGUAUUGAUAGAGUUGACAAAAAGAAGCCCAAGUGUUUUAGAAACAAAAGAAUAAGAACUACCAUUUCUUGUUGCGAAUACUACUGCUACAAGCUUCAAAUACGACCCAAUGAUUCUUCAAUCUUACUCCGCUCUGGUCGUCUCUUUCAGCAGUAUUGUGUUGGUAUGUAUGUCAAGAUUGAAACAUCUAGACUUCAGUUCUUUCGAAACAAACAAAGAGAAAUUAGGGCUGAUUUGUAUCAAGGAAUCAUAGACAGUGUCACAACAAGUGAAGCUAGAGGUUCAAAGAUUGGUCACAGGGUUAUACUACCACCGUCAUUCAUAGGUAGUCCAAAAGAUCUUAGACGUCGAUAUGUCGAUGCAAUGGCUUUGGUCCAGCGAUUUGGCAAACCUGAUAUCUUUCUUACAAUGACUUGUAAUCCAACAUGGCCAGAGAUUAAAGCUGAGUUAGGACCUAAUGAGGAAGCUCAAAAUAGACCAGAUUUAACCUCUCGUGCUUUUAGAGCAAAAAUGGAACAACUGAAGGAUGACAUCAUAAAACAUCAAAUCUUUGGGAAAGUCGUUGCAUAUGUCUAUGUCAUUGAAUUUCAAAAGAGAGGUCUUCCACAUAUGCAUCUAUUAUUAAUUCUAGCACCUGGACAAAAGCCUUUAUCUCCUGAUACUUAUGAUUCAAUCGUAUCUGCUGAACUUCCUGAUCAAAAAAAACAUCCUCAUUUGUUUUCUAUGGUGGUCAAACACAUGAUGCAUGGACCUUGUGGUGAAAUGAAUCCAAACAACAUUUGCAUGAAGAAUGGAAAAUGCAAAAAUCAUUAUCCCAAAAAUUUUGAACCUAUAACAAGAUCUUCCAAAGACUCAUACCCGAUAUACAAGCGUCGUGCUGAUGGUAAUCAAGUGAAAAUCAGAGGGCAAAUUUUGGACAACCGUUGGGUAGUUCCGUACAAUCCAUAUCUUCUUGCCAAAUAUGAUUGCCACAUUAAUGUGGAAAUUUGUUCAACAAUCAAAGCUGUCAAAUGUUUGUACAAGUAUAUUUACAAAGGCCAUGAUAAAAUUGCAUUCCAUAUUGUUCAAGAAAAUCAAUCAGAAAUCAUAGAUGAAAUCCAACAAUUUCAGUCGGCAAGAUGGAUUUCACCUCCAGAGGCAAUGUGGAGAAUUUAUGCAUUCUCUUUGAAUGACAUAUACCCAUCAGUAAUCCAUCUUCAAAUCCACCUUGAGCACCAACAAUUUGUUACUUUCAAUCCUUCAGAUGACCUAAAUUCUGUGUUAAAUGAUCUCAUCCGUUCGAAAACAAUGUUAACUGAAUUCUUUUUGAUGAACAAGUCAAAUGAAAAGGCAAAGCUUGCAAAAUAUUUAUAUAAGGAAUUCCCUGAACAUUUUGUUUGGUGGCAACAAGAUAGAAUGUGGACUGAGCAAAAAAAGGGCAAUGUUAUUGGGCGCAUUGUCACAGCACAUCCUGCACAAGGUGAAAGAUAUUACCUUCGGUUACUUCUAAACAACAUCAGAGGGCCUACAUCAUUUGAAUCCUUGAGAACCAUAAAUGGAAGAAAAGCAAAAACUUUUCGAGAAGCUGCCCUUCUCUAUGGUCUCUUACAAUCAGACAACAAUCUUGAACAAUGCUUGGAAGAAGCAAUCUCUUACCAAAUGUCUUACUCUCUAAGAAGAUUGUUUGCAACCAUUCUCAUUCAUUGUGCUCCUAAUAAUCCAAAGCAAUUAUGGGAAAAAUUCAAAGACUACAUGGCAGAGGAUUAUGCUAAAACUACAAAUCUUUCAAAACAAGAAAUUUUCAAAAAAGUUCUACAAAGCAUAAAUUCAACUCUUCAAUCAAUGGGCAAAGAUAUCAAAGAUUUCAAUAUUUGCUCUAAUAACGUGCUCUCAUCUGAUAAUCAAGAUACCUGUCGCGAAAUUGAAGAAGAAAUGAAUAUUGUUGUUUCUGAAGUUGAUUACCAAUCUAUUUCUCUAUUAUCCUUGGAACAAAAAGCAGCAUUUGAAAAAAUCUUAAAUAGGGUCUUCUCAAGAAAGCAAGGGUGUUUUUUCAUAGAUGGUCCUGGAGACACUGGUAAAACCUUUUUAUACAAGGCAUUGUUGGCAGCAAUUAGAUCCAAGAAUUACAUUGCUCUUGCAACAGCAACAUCUGGAGUAGCAGCCUCUAUUCUCCCAGGAGGCCGCACGGCCCAUUCUCAUUUCAAAAUACCUAUAGAUGUUGAUACAUAUAAAUCUUGCAACAUAGGUAAACAAACUGGGCUUGCAAAUCUUUUGAGAACUGCAGAACUAAUCAUUUGGGAUGAGGCACCCAUGGCCAAGAGACAAAACAUUGAGGCAUUGAAUGAUAUGCUGAAGGAUAUCAAUGAGUCAGAGUUACUCUUUGGAGGCAAAGUUGUAGUUUUGGGUGGUGAUUUUCGACAAAUACCACCAGUCAUUCCCAAAGGAACAAAAUAUGAUUCAAUUGAUGCUAGCUUGGUCAAUUCAGAAUUAUGGAAAUCUAUUGAGAAAAUAAAGUUGACUGAAAAUAUGCGAGUAAGGCAUGAUCCUUCCUUCAGCAAUUACUUAUUACGCAUUGGCAAUGGAUCUGAAUCAGUCAAUGAUCAAAACAGAGUCAAAAUACCAACAUCUAUGAUAAUUUCUAACAAUUUUUCAAAUGCUGAAAAUUCUAUCAAAGACUUGAUUCAAACUGUCUUUCCAAAUCUCAAGAACUACUCAAAAGAUCCAAUUUCAAUGAUUAAUUUUGUUGUGCUCACUCCAAAAAAUGAUUGUGGUACACAAGUUCAAGCUAUACUUUAUGAAGAUCAAAUAGAACAGUUCCAAGAUACCUUCAAAGUUUUUAACUCAUACUAUGUCUCAAAUGCUGCUGUGAAGUUGCUACAAGAAAAAUACCAUAUUCUUGCAGCAGUUGUUCAAAUUAAGCCACCAAAAACAAUCACAAUAGAAAAUGGAACCACAACUGCACAAGAAAUUGUUAAUGCCAAUAGUUUUAACUUUGUGGGAUCAGUUUGUCACUAA
Messenger RNA from Camellia sinensis, 3603 nucleotides. RefSeq lists its product as uncharacterized. Gene Ontology annotation, molecular function: DNA helicase activity. Gene Ontology annotation, biological process: DNA repair; telomere maintenance. The record is from RefSeq and is a predicted model, not a curated record. Lineage: Eukaryota; Viridiplantae; Streptophyta; Magnoliopsida; Ericales; Theaceae.